AUGAGUCGCUGGAGUGCUGCUAAACUCUACAAUGUCCCUGAAACAAUACUUCGGAAUCGAAUGAACAGUUUAACCCCGCUACAGGAAUGUCGACCACCAACUCAAAAAUUAACUAAAUUAGAAGAAGAAGUAAUUCUUCAAUAUAUCCUCGAUAUGGACACACGAGGAUUUGCCUCUCGAUUGAGUGGUGUGGAAGAUAUGGCGAAUGAUAUUCUCGAUACUCGUGGAGCACACCACGUUGGAAAGCUCUGGGCGCAUCGAUUCGUACAACGCCAGCCAGAAUUAAAGACGCGUUUUAAUCGCGUUUAUGAUUUCCAAAGAGCUCUUUGCGAAGAUCCAAAGCUUAUUGAAGGGUGGUUUCGAUUAGUAUCGAAUAUGCGGGCGAAAUACGGUAUUCUCGAUUGCGAUUUCUACAAUUUCGACGAAACAGGCUUUAUGAUGGCCAGGUAA
Sclerotinia borealis F-4128 is the source of this 450-nucleotide messenger RNA. NCBI's taxonomy places the organism in Eukaryota, Fungi, Ascomycota, Leotiomycetes, Helotiales, Sclerotiniaceae. The record is from the annotation of a GenBank genome assembly.